AUGAGUCACGACGAAAAUGAACAGGGCAAUGAAUUAGGUCCAAGCACUGAUGGCAUUAACCCAUCUAUCAAAGUGAUUUCUUCUCAGGGAGAUUUGAUCCUCGAGUACAUUGCUCCUGGCGAUUCUGUGCCAACAACCCGGAAAUGGCAGGUGGAAAGCAAGCUGCUCAGCUCCAAUAGCCCAUACUUCCAUGCUCUGCUAGACCCUAACAAGUUCUCUGAGGGAAGGCAAUUCAUUGCUCAAAAAAAAGCCUGGAUCGAAUCUCAAGACUCAAAAUCCGACUUGCAGCAUAUGUUACCCACUGUGAGACUGCCCAGUGGUAUAUUGACCGACUUGUGUGGGGAUGACUCCAUUGAGCUGUUCUUGCAAAUUCUAUGUCUUGAAUCUCUGAACGAGGAACAAAGUAUCUCAUUUAAAGACGAAUUGAAGUCCCUGUCUCCAUCGCUUGUUGCGAGGUUGAUUGAUCUUGCUGAUUCUUUCAACUCUCCGCGUAUUGUUCAAGACGUGCUGAAAAAUUCUGGAUAUUCAUAUGGCAAGACUAAAUCUUCACUCAUUGCUAAGAUUACCCUUUCAACGUUGCAAAUGAAAGAGGAUCGGAUUCGGCAGAUCAUUUUGAUAUCUGCCUAUCUCAAUGACACAAAAGUUACCAAAGUCAUGACUCACGCUUUGUUGGUCAUUGGAUCUAGAUUUUGGAUCAAUGGACUGGAGUAUCCGGAAGAAAAGACUCUGCGCUGGCGUUAUUUACCAAACGGCCUCGAAGGUAAGCUUUCAUCUGAGACUUUCAAAAGACUAUCCAAUUACUUAAUCCGAUUACCAAUAGAGGAAAUGUACUACAGGCGCCAAUGCGUCAUGAAUACCAUAACCGAUUUGCAAGCCUAUUUCUUACGAGUCUACGGAGGUCUCGAGGAUCUUGAUAGUACCAAACCAGCACCCAACACGAGAACACCAGGCGCAGCAUUUACAACAUCAGCGCCCUUGACUGUUCAUCUCCGUCAAUUUCAAUGUCGAGGUGGAUUAAAUAACGCCAGCCAAUGUGAUCUCUUUCAACUAGGCCAAAUGAUACGGUUUUUUUCACUGCGCGCCAAAACCAUCUUCCUGGGAUCGACGCUGAUAGACCCCGACUUCAGCGCAACGCCCAAUGAAGAGAGCUACAGUGUCGGGGAUGGGAAAGAUGGACACUCAAGCAAGGCCCCUGCAGGUCCGCCGUCUGACGUAACCGCUAUCAUAGCUUCCCUCAAACAAUAUCCUGAUUACCCUAUCGACGAAGCCCAUUCUGGCUGCGGAGUCCGGCGCCGAAUCAUGGCUCCGUUGGAGUGUAUUGAAAAAUUUAUCUGGGAUGAUCGCGGUUUGCUUGGUAUCAAUUUCCCAGUCUCGGAUUCUUCGGCAUCGGAUAUCUCCCAGCCAACGCGGUGGAUACCAUGGGCAGACCUGGUAAACAAGAAGCAAACGGUUGAGAUUUCUUUUGCGAGGGUCACUGCCGUCUCCUAUCCAUCGAUGCCACAAAAGAAUCAAUUGAGCCGCUCCACGCCGCAAGAGGAAGUUGGACGGCUAUUGUUUAGUGCAGCUAAGCGAGAUUGGACAGGGUCUUCCGGAUGA
This is a messenger RNA of Penicillium nucicola, 1596 nucleotides long. RefSeq lists its product as uncharacterized. The record is from RefSeq and is a predicted model, not a curated record. NCBI's taxonomy places the organism in Eukaryota, Fungi, Ascomycota, Eurotiomycetes, Eurotiales, Aspergillaceae. The transcript has a single exon. The coding region runs from base 1 to 1596 and encodes 531 amino acids.